GAGUUUCACGACUUUGUUUUGUUGUGACAUGUGAUAUUUGUAUGUUUUGUUCUGAUUUUCUAUCCGCCAAAUUUGAAAUAAAAAUUAAAAACGUUGUUUUAAAGAAAAAUAAUGAUAUUUGUUUAUUGUUAUAAUGCUUUCUGCGUCUAAAAUAAUAGGCUAAUGGAAUCGGGCAAUAACGGUGACGAUGUUAAUGUAGAAAAAUUCGAUAUAAAGUUGAAAUCAAAGCCAAAAGAUGGUGUCAUACUGCAACUCCAUCACACUAUUCGUGGAUCGAACGGGGAGAGCCGAAGAAUUCGUUUUUCUGUCGGCGCUUUCGAGGACACCCAUGAGAAAUUGGCCUGUGCUGACAAUGUUGGUAACAUUUUUGUUUUUGACUUUGCCGACCUGAAGUUUUGGAAACUCAAAAACCAGGACCCAUGCUCUGCGAUGCUGUUCGAUCCUUAUAAGUUAGACGCUCUUGCUGUUGCUAAUGCAAAAAAUUUCUCUAUUAAUUUCGUAGACAUCGAGUCUGGAGAUGUACAAUUUGCUCUAACCGGUCAUUCAGCGCCUGUUAAACAUGUUGCAUUUUCAAAUAACAAAAUAAACAAUCUACUAACAGCUAGUCCAGUGGAAGCAAUUCUAUGGGAACUCAGAAAUUAUACGAAAUAUUUCACUCUGAACACUUAUACCGGAGCACAGAUACAGCAAAUUCUAUUCACACCGGGUGGCGAUUAUUUAGUCGCUUGUUUUCAAAAUGAUACUGUGCAAGUAUGGCGACACGAGACAAUGAAGUCUGUAAAACAAAUUAUACCAAGGGAAUUAAAACAUUUGAAGAAUAUAGCAUUCACAAUGAACGGCAGAGCGAUGGCCAUUGCAGGGCUCGCUCCUAUAUUGAUACUGUUCAGUAUGGACACAUGGAAGGCUAUAAAAUCCCUUGAUUUACUCAAAUACAAAAUAUCAGGAGUUCAACAAAUUGCUUUCAUACCUCAAAUGUUUGAUGGCGGUGCCAACAAAAUUCUUGCCAUAUUAAGCGGGGACUGUGUACUACAUUUUCUAGAUUUAGAUACACUCAAAAUUAUUCACAGCAUAAACCCUGAGUCAUCAGGUAUAAGAAGGUUUUCUGUGAGCCCCACAGGGAAAUACUUUUUUUGUAUUUUACAGUUAGGUGAAGUAAACAUAUACAAGACAUCUCAUGUAAUGGAUUUAGCCCAUAGCUCUAUUGAGGAGCCCAUAAAAAAAGAUCUUCCUUGUUCUUCGGUUACCCAUAAAUGUGUUACAAAUAAGCAGUCAGCUACCAAAGUUGAAGUGGAAGAGAAGAUGAGAUUAUGCAUGGACAGUGCUAGAUUGAGAAGAAUAUUAAUGCAAUAUGGAGAAUAUCCUGAUAAAUUUCGCUCAAUCAUUUGGAGAUCUCUUCUUGUGACACCAAAAAACAAAAAGGCAUACACAGCUUUGAUAGACCGAGGUAUCCACCCAGCUUAUAAAGAUAUUGAAAAACAAUUCACUAUACACAGUUCUGUUACACUGAAGAAUUUAAAAAGAUUGCUGUCCUGUCUUGCUCACUGGUGUCCACUGUUUGCAGUUAUGAAGUUUCUGCCCAGUUUUGUUUUCCCAUUUGUGAAAGUGCUGCAGAAGGAUCCUCUGCUAUUGUUUGAAUGUGUAGCAACAGUUCUAAUCAACAACUGUCAACUUUGGUUUGAGUAUGCACCAUUUCCCCCAAUCAGUAUAUUAGCAAUGAUUGAAAACAUUUUAGCAGAACAUGACCAACAUUUGUUGGAUCACUUCUGUGGCCACGGAGUGACAAGUCAGACAUAUGCAUUAAAAAUAUUAGAAACAGCUUUCAGUGAAGUUUUAACUUGCUCAGAAUGGCUAAUACUCUGGGACCAUAUUCUCAGCAAUGAACCAGCUUUUAUAUUGAUGGCUGUUGUUUCCUACAAUAUUGUCCACAGGAAUGCUUUGCAAAGACUGGACAGUCAUGAGCAGCUAGAAAACUUUUUUCACAUGCAAAAUCCCAUAGAUAAAAAAGCAUUUUUAAAAAAGACAUAUGUUUUACUUAAUGAAACACCAGAGGAAAUACAUCCUAGAACAUUUUUCACCAGUUUUACGUCUUUAGAAAAGGGUUCCUCCUAUCAGCAAUUCACUGGUUACCCAAAAGCCACUAUCUGCCUCAAGUUAGCCAAGACUCAGAGGAAAAAAGCGCAAGAAAAGUGUACAUUAAAAGAAGUUACUACUAAAACUCAGCAACAAGAAAUUAACAAGAGAUGUCAUGUAAAAAAUAAGUCAGACAGUGAGGCAGAAGACAGCACUGACAAUGAGCAGGAAGAAUAUAAUAAUUUUAUUGCUAGUGUUGAAGGGUUUAAGAAGAAAUUAAGCAAUAAGCAGGAAAAUUUUGGAGGCCAUCUCAAAAAUGAAAUAAAAGAUGAAUUAAUUGAAAGCAUUAUGUACCCUGUUACUACACACUUUCUUACAAAUAAAGGUAAAAAUAGUAAAUUAUGUAAAAAAAACUGCAAAAUCAGUAGUAGGUUACACUCACAAAAGCAUGCUACAGAAAAGUGUAAUACUCUUGAUAAAGAAGUCGAAGAAUUUAUUGAGAGUUGCAGCAAUUCUGAUGAAUCUGUUCAAUGAGUAAUUAGUAUUGUAUGUAAAUUAUUGGGAUUUUAAUAAAUUGGGUCAUGAAAAUUAAUUACUAUUUAAAGUUACGUUAUUUUAUUUUUCAUAUUCUUUGUAGUACACUUUUUUAAGUCAAUAAUGAUAAUGAGGUCAAUAAUGAUAAUGUUUAGAAUUCUGUUACAAAACAGAAAACCAACAGAGAGUUAAAUAAAAGUCUGAAAAAAGAAAGCAAA
Molecule: messenger RNA, 2822 nt
Organism: Bicyclus anynana (squinting bush brown)
Lineage: Eukaryota; Metazoa; Arthropoda; Insecta; Lepidoptera; Nymphalidae
Product: TBC1 domain family member 31
Exons: 1
Coding region: 163-2604 (813 amino acids)
Cellular component (GO): centrosome
Molecular function (GO): protein binding
Source: RefSeq, a predicted model, not a curated record